Molecule: messenger RNA, 1377 nt
Organism: Metarhizium robertsii ARSEF 23
Lineage: Eukaryota; Fungi; Ascomycota; Sordariomycetes; Hypocreales; Clavicipitaceae
Product: Cytochrome P450 CYP535D4
Exons: 4
Coding region: 1-1377 (458 amino acids)
Molecular function (GO): heme binding; iron ion binding; monooxygenase activity
Source: RefSeq, a predicted model, not a curated record
AUGUUCCUCACAGUCGAGCCAUGCUUCGCGGGGACUGCCACAGGUGGACCCAUUGCGAGGGUAGCCCCAAAUGUCCUCAUCACCUCGUCUCCAGAGGUUUGGACACACGUAAACAACACUCCGGGGUACCGACGCUCGCCGUGGUACUACAACGCAUGCCGCAUCGAGUAUCGCCGCGAUAAUGUCUUUAGUGAGACUGACAACGAAAAGCACGACCGGAGGAGAAAGCAAAUGGCCCCCGGCUACUCUGGCAGAGAGAACCUUGAUCUCGAAGCCUCCAUAGACGAAUGUCUCACCCAGCUCAUGCAUCUUAUCCGUAGUAAAUAUGUCUCGUCCACAGAUAAUGCACCGCACAUGGAUCUAGCCACAAAAAUCCAAUUCUUCACCCUCGACGUCAUCAGCAAGGUCGGGCUCGGCACGGCUUUUGGCAUGCUACAAGCCGACCACGACAUCGACGACUAUCUCAAGUCCAGCGCCGAAGGUCUCACCAUUGGUAACACAGCCUUGGCCAUGGGUUUCAGCUGGCUCGCCCACUCGCCCUUCAUCGGCAAAUUCAUCGCCCCUUCGCCCAAGGACAACAGCGGGUUUGGCAAGAUGAUGGCCACGUGUUUCCGGUACGUGGACCAGCGCGCCGCCAACCCGACAGACAAGCGGUCCGACAUGCUUGCGUCGUUUAUCCGACACGGCCUGUCUGGCGACGAGCUGAGGACCGAGGCUCUGGAGCAGAUCAUCGCAGGGUCCGACACCACGGCCACGGGUAUUCGGGCGACACUGCUUCACAUCAUGACCAAUCCGCGCGUCUACGCCAAGCUGCAGCGUGAGAUUGACGAUGCCGUGCGUGAUGGCCGGGCGCCCGCGCCCGGAGACGGUCUCAUAUCUGCCACGCAGGCGAAGCAGCUUCCCUACCUGCAGGCUGUUAUGCGGGAGGCCCUGCGCGUUCACCCUCCCGUCACCAACAUCUUUUCUCGUGACGUCCCGGCGGCCGGUGACAUGGUAACCAUUAGCAGCAGCGAUGGAACGAAGAUCUUCUUGCCUGGCGGUGUGUCUAUUGGCUACUCGGCAUACGCCAUGCACCACGACAAGGAGAUCUACGGCGACGAUGCGGACGCUUUCCGGCCGGAGCGUUGGUUCGAGGCAGAUGAGGCUAAAUUACGCGUCAUGACGGCCACCAAUGAGCUCAUUUUUGGACAUGGCAAGUUCCAAUGCCUCGGGAAGAGAGUCGCUCAGGUUGAGAUUGGAAAGUUGGUAUUCGAGACGUUCCGCAACUUUGACAUGGCUGUAGUUGACCCGACCCGGCCGUGGAGACUGCAGAAUUGCCUCGGGCUGCUUCAUAUUACGGACAUGUGGGUGCAGGUUUCGGAAAGGACGAUUGCCUGA